UUCAUUGCCGUACCGGGAAGAGCGUUGUUUACAAAUAACUUAAUAAUGUUGGGCGAACAUUAGAAAUAGUUGACUAAACUCUCGUAUUGAAUAUAACAGUUGAUUUUGUGAGCAGUUUGACGGUUUACGCCGAACAUCACCGGUAUAAAUCCUCUGAAUGAGCUUUUUUUCAGAAGGAUUUCUUGAAAAGUGACCUGACCUGGUUCCAGUAGUUAAAACUGAAAGGAACAGUAAGAGAUCAAGCUCUGCCGGUACAUGCGGUUUGUUGACACGAGGAGAUAAAGCGGAGUGGCUGCAACAUAGAAGUUUCACAGAGGGGUCGGCUGUGGGUAACUCUGCAGGACACAUGGCAGAGGAAGGCAACAAGUUAACGCUGAGGCGUCUGGAGGGACCCAUCAACAAGUUCAUUAAAGUAGCUCUGCCCACGGACUUGGACAGGCUGCAGAAACACCACGGCAACAUACUGAAGUAUCAACAGUGCCAGCAAUGGGAGCAUCUUCAUUACGAGCACAUAAACGCCAGCAGAACUGUUCAGCAACUCAGAGCAAACAUCAGAGAGAUGGAGAAGCUCUGCAGCCGAGUCCGUCCAGAAGACAGCGAAGCUCUUGAAGCGCUCGUCAAGCCAAUAAGGGACAGAGCGUCAGCCGCCGCACAGGACUUCCUGCUUCUGCACUCCAACCCACCUCCGCCUGUCCCUGCAGCACAGCCGGCUGCAAGACCCUCCAUCACUCAGUCCAGCAGCUACCAUGAUGUUGAGGAGCCCAUCGAGGACUCGCUGUCGAACAGGCAAAUUCAGCUUCAGCUCCCCGAAAUCCCACUGGAUCAGAAUGCGGCUGAAUCCUGGGAUAACCUGGAGGAGGACCUAAAGGAGCUGAGCGGCUUAGUGACGGAGUUCUCUAUGCUCGUCCAUUCCCAGCAGGAGAAGAUUGACAGCAUAGAGGACAACGUUGACGCAGCAGCAGUCAACGUGGAGGAGGGGACCAGGAACCUGGGGAAGGCGGUUGGCUACAAGCUGGCUAUGCUGCCAGUCGCCGCGGCUCUGCUGGGCGGUGCAUUAGGAGGUCCUCUCGGCCUGCUGGUUGGAUUCAAAGCUGCCGGGGUGGCUGCUCUGGGAGGGAGCGCCCUCGGCUUUGCAGGCGGUAACCUGGUCCGCAAACACCGCCAAGCUCAAGUGGACCAAGGGAUGGAACGACUGACGCUGAAAGAAGGGGAACAACCUGAGAGAAAUAAAGACAAAUGACCCACAAGAUUCUUCUAUGUGGACUGAAAAGACUCGGCGUUAGACAAUGUGUGCACUUUGACCUGAUGUUAUUAGGAGUUGAAGUUCUGGAGCUUCAUGUUCUCUCAUCAUCAGAAGGAAUAACUCGCUGUAGAUAUUUUUAUUUAUAUUUGUCCCAGAGUGGACUACAAAAAAAAAAAAAAAACACAACUUCAAUUAAUUUUUAAAAACAUUAACUGAAGCACAAAAAUUUACUUUUUUUAAAUCCAUGCUCACAUACAAACUCAAACUUAUACAUACACCUCCACAUAAAUCUUUCCCAAAAGUUAUUCUUCAACCUCAGAGUUUUUGGCUGGAUAUUAAACAGGUCUGCUAUUUAUAGACGGUAAAGCUGGUUGAAGGUUGUUGGUUUCCUGGCACAAAGCUCACAGGUUUCCUAUAAGUUUGGUUUUUGAUCCAGUCCAUUUUUUAUUUGUUCUUUGUUUGGGAUGAUUAUACAAUGAGGUUUGUCUUAAGAUUUAAUCAUUUAGCUGCUGAAUUGAGUUAAAGUAAUAAUUAAUAAAAAAACAAACAUCACCUUCAUGAUUCUACCACUUCCAUGUAAUAAAGUGAGUGUUUCUGUUCGUCUGAGGAAGACAGGUUACCGGUAAUACCGCUUUUAAAUUUGGUCAAACUGACUGACAUCAGUCUUUUAAAGCAUCAUCCUAACUAAACUUAAUGUAAAAUGUAUGAACUAUGAUCAAUAAAACAAUGCCUGUGGCAGGAAGCCAGAAACUGUAAAUUAGUGCUACAAUUACAGCAAAGAAAAGCAACUAAAUAUUUUGUCCAAAUCACCCCAGGAAGAAAGCCUUAGGUCGAAGUGCCUUUUUCAAAAAUGUUGUAGCUGCUGUAUGUAUAUUUUUAAAACUUUACGUAUCAAGGCAAAGUCUAACU
Molecule: messenger RNA, 2152 nt
Organism: Cyprinodon variegatus (sheepshead minnow)
Lineage: Eukaryota; Metazoa; Chordata; Actinopteri; Cyprinodontiformes; Cyprinodontidae
Gene: stx17
Product: syntaxin 17
Exons: 8
Coding region: 347-1240 (297 amino acids)
Biological process (GO): exocytosis; intracellular protein transport; vesicle fusion
Cellular component (GO): SNARE complex; autophagosome membrane; endomembrane system
Molecular function (GO): SNAP receptor activity; SNARE binding
Source: RefSeq, a predicted model, not a curated record